CUCCUGUGGUCCACUCCCACCGAAGAGGCUUUCCGUAAUGUGUUUUUAGAUGGUACAUGAUCUCUCAGCAGGCAUCUUACUGUUUUUUUAUUAAAAUAUUUCGGGGGAGAAACUGAACAGAUGGAGGCUCAAGCUUCGGUGAACCAGCCUCCGCCAAAAAAUGGGCCGCAGCAGACUCAAAGGAAGAAUGCCAGGAAAAAGCAGCCGCAGCAUUCUGCUGACAUAGUGUUCACAAAAGGGACAACUAUCCAGACCAUGCCCUCUCUUAGCAAACAGUUGAAGGGAGUCACAGAGUGUGUCAUUGGUCUUCAGUAUGUGUGGGAGUACCGCAGCCCAAGUAAAUCUGUCCCACCACACUACCAGUGCAAACUGUGCGCCGUGUACCGCAUGCAGCAUGAUAUGGUUGCUCAUGUGAAAGGCUGGAAACACAGCUUUAGAUACUUGAAAAAGGCCCACCCUGACAAGGUCCCCUUUGAGGAAGAAGAGGCCAUCAGAGACCCUGUUGUAAGGAAGAACAUUAAAGACAUUGCAGCUGAGGUGGAGAAAACAGAAGGGAGGGGCCAACUCAAGGUGAUCCUGAAGGAGCCCUAUGAAGUAGCUGCUUUCAAAGGACUCCGCUCUGCUGCUCCCAAAGUUAUGCCUCCACCUCCUCCAGGGAUGGGACUUAAGGGACCACCCUUUGGUCCCAGGUUUUCUGACCCAAGGUUUCCAGGGGAGUUUCCUCCUCAUGGCGGUCCUUUCUCUGACUACCCAGUGGAAGAGUAUAGGGAGCCCGGUUUUGGAGGGUACUCGAACAGGCAUGAUUUUCCUGACUCUGGUAUGGAUCUGAGACCUUUCCCAGAUGGUAUGGGCCAUCGCCCCCCUCGGAGUGGAGAUGGUUUCGGCCCUGGUGGUGGAAGAGUUGGCUUUGGAAGGAGUGGACUGCUGAAUGAGAGCACAGGCAGAAUGUAUCCUGACGAGUACAGAGGGGGCCAAAUGGGGAGUAGCUUAAUGGAUAGGCCAAUGGACAAGCCACUGGACAGACCAGGCUUGGUGGGAGCAGCUCCAGAAAGUAGCAACCCUCCUAAUACACUGCUCAGUUACCUGGAUACUUUCCGGAUAGAGAAUGAGAGUGAUGCACAACUGGUGCUGAAGGUGACACAGAAACUAACAGAUGUGCUGAUGGAGUACAGACUGAGGAGUGUAUCAGCGGGUUCUAAUCUGAGCAGCUUGUCAAUGAGCUCUUCAAGUUUCUCCUCUACACCUUCCAGAUUAUCAAAUACUAGUGACCGAUACUUAAGUAGUCUCUCAGGUCCAUCGAGGUACUCUGAUGUUCCACCCAGGUUCUACAAAUGACAGAAGAUCAUGUGACAUCUCCAUCUUCUCAACUCUCUGUCCUACGUGUGCAUGACGUCAAAGAUUUGAAGCCUUUUAUUUUUAUGCUUUUAGGCAUAGUUUUUUUCUGCUACCACCCAGUAGUAUUUUUUUUUUUAUGUUUUGACUUCUUUAGAAAAUGUUAAGUUUUACACAAAAUGACGUAUGUUUCCACCAGCUUUAACUGAUCAGUGUAUGACCACUGUUAAUUUCCUAAGGUCCAGUUCUAUUAAAACUAAUGGAAGAA
This is a messenger RNA of Toxotes jaculatrix (banded archerfish), 1600 nucleotides long. RefSeq lists its product as uncharacterized. The transcript has 12 exons. The record is from RefSeq and is a predicted model, not a curated record. Bases 121 to 1335 code for a protein of 404 amino acids. Gene Ontology annotation, molecular function: single-stranded RNA binding; double-stranded RNA binding. Lineage: Eukaryota; Metazoa; Chordata; Actinopteri; Toxotidae. Gene Ontology annotation, cellular component: precatalytic spliceosome.